Messenger RNA from Drosophila rhopaloa, 3114 nucleotides. Its product is annotated as VPS35 endosomal protein sorting factor-like. Gene Ontology annotation, biological process: endocytic recycling. The record is from RefSeq and is a predicted model, not a curated record. NCBI's taxonomy places the organism in Eukaryota, Metazoa, Arthropoda, Insecta, Diptera, Drosophilidae. Gene Ontology annotation, cellular component: endosome.
ACGCCCAUGACUGUUAGCAAACAGCUGUCUGGGAUGCCGACAACAACAACCACGACGCUAUGGCGAACUUGGAAUGGGUGUGCGUGCCACGAUGCUACGAAGUCCGGAAAAACCGCCUGGCUGGCCAGGCCACGCUGGAUCAUCCGCUGAAACAACAAGCAGUGACGGUCGUGAACACCAAUCCCUUGAGCAGGGCUCUAGAGGGCACCGACCCGCUCUCACAGUUCGCCCGCCAAGAUGAGGAACUCAACGAUCCACUCAGCCAAAUGGUCACCGAAUUCGACAUCAAAUCGAAGCGUCGCGAACGGGACCGAACAGAACCGGAGGACAACACGUUGCAGUGGAGUAGCCGUCGCCUGGGCAUCCUCAACCGCUUUACUACCAACGAGAAGCUAUCGCUCUCCACCAGCUUCCUUGUUGCUUCCGGAAGCUUGGACGGCGGCAGUGAAAGUAUCAAAGCCCAAACAGUGGUGGCAGACAAGACGAAGUACCGCCUUGAGCAGUUGGAUCACUUUGACGAUGGCAGCAUGCGUCACAUGAUGGAUCUCACGCAGCAGGAGUACAUCCAGCGAUUUGAACAACUUAAGCAAGAGCUCAUCCAGUCCUGGCACAACGAUCAGAGGGUAAAGGCUCUGAAGAUAGCCAUACAGUGUGCGAAGAUGCUAGCGGACACCACUGUGCUGCAGUUCUAUCCGAGUCAGUAUGUGCUUAUCACGGACAUCCUAGACGUUUUCGGGAAGCUGGUAUAUGAACGAUUGCGGGCCAAGGGCUCUGGAGAUCCUGCAGCAUCAGCUGCCACAUUGGAGCGGGAACGAGAGGCUGCCAGGGAUACUUGCCAGAAUUGGUUUUACAAGAUCGCCUCUAUUCGGGAGUUGCUGCCACGUCUGUACCUGGAGCUGUCCAUAUUCAAGUGUUAUGAGUUCCUGUCAUCCUCCAGCGAGGAGUAUGAGCGAAUAUUGCAACGGUUGACCCAUCAGUUAAGGGGCUUAGCCGAUCCUUUGGUAUCCAGCUAUGCCCGCUGCUACUUGGUGCGGAAGGGCGUGACCCUCACUCCCAGUAAGACAUACAUCAGGGAAAACUUUACCGAUCUCUUCGUCAUAUACCCUCAGAUCUUUCGUUUUGUGGCCCGCUUUAAUCUUCAUCCAGAGAUUGUGACUGCUAGCUCCUACCUCCAGCUGUAUGCACCGGCAUUUGACUAUAUGCUUCUCUGCCUUGUACACAAAUGCGAACUGCACACGCAGGAUAUGCUGAAUGAGUGCAAGCAGCUGAAGAAUAACGGAGCUAUUCUGAUGUCGAUUCUGAAUUCCUUUAAGUCAGAGUUUAUUGCCACAAAUGCAUUAGAAUUCAUAGACUUAAUUAACGCUUCCGAAACCCCUGGAAUCUCCAAGUCCCAGUUGCUACGCUCCCUGGGAAGCUGCGUUAGUAGCUGUGCUCCAUUGCAAGAGCAGCGGAUUUGCUUUUUGAAAACUGCUUUUGAGACGAUUAACAAGCUGACGGAUCCUAAUGAGUAUAUCAAUUGUGUGGAAACUUGGGCUGUCUUCGUAUCUCAGUAUUUUACGAUACACGAGGUAAACCGGUUGUUAGGCGAACUGAAUGCUCGAAUGUGUCUUGGCAAAGCCUAUGAGAAGCACUAUUCGCAAUUGCAAAACAUUCUAACCAGGAUAAUGCAAAACUAUCGAAGCAUUGAGUUGCUGCUAAUCCAGCCGAACUUUCUGCCCUACUUGGAUCUGUUUCAAAAGGAAUCUGUUCGUGUUGAAGUAUGCAAGAACAUUCUUAGUUUCUAUAAACAGAAUAGCGAGGAAUAUACUUGUGAUGCUGUGGUUACAAACGCGUUGAUGUAUCUCGGCAAGAUUUUGAAUGAUUCUGUGAAUGCCCUGUCUGUAGAGGAUGAGCGCCGCCAAAUUUCUCAACUCAUCAACGUCUUUAUUCAUAAAGUUCACUUUGGGCGCGACUUGGAACAGCAACUGAGUUUCUAUGUGGAGGCUCGAGGCACUUUCAGCAAUUUGGAUGCGGUAUAUGUCACUCUGGUUCAUGCGGCCUGCAAAUUAGCUAACCGAAAUCGAGCAAAGUCGACGGGAUUCAUCAAGGCCUGCAUCGCCUACUGCUUCAUUACUAUUCCCAGCAUUGGAGCUGUUCAGCAGCAAAUGAAUUUGUAUUUGCUUUGCGGUCAACUUGCACUGCAGAAUCUCUGCCUGGGGCAAGCCGAUGCUUGUUUUGAGGCUGCCUUGCAGUUGGUCAAUGAGCUGCCUGCAGCCACCGUGGACUUCGAUGGAAAGCCCCGUAGCUUAGAGAGCUUUCUGGUGUCGUACAUGUGCAAUAUGUUGGCCACGCUGAUCGUGGUGCCGGAUAGUCCAGAACAGGGAGUCUUGUAUUUCCUUCGACUGCUGUUGGAGGUGGUUGGAAGGCAUGAAUUCAAGCCGAACAGCACGGCGCCGAUUAUCAUCUAUCUGCAUUCCCUGGACAUGCUUUAUGUGCAGAGCCUAGAAAAAUAUCCUUAUCAUAUUAAGGGAGUGGUUUCCAAUGACAAUUUGUAUGGCCACGAUCCCAAGUUUUUGCAAGAGGUAAACAAUAUAUGUGCUCAGGUUGUCGAUGCGAUCCUACUGCAGCUCAAAUCCUUGGGUGUGGCCCAGCAGCAACGACCUCAAGCGGAACUGGCCUUGGAACUAUUUCUACGGAUUGUGCGAUAUGCAGACUUAGAGAAGGAAACGAUCGCUCAAUUGGCAGUGAAACUAUGGCUUCUAGCCAACAAAGCUCAAACACAGCUGGAUGUAAAGACUCUACCCCAAACACUGCGGAUUGUGGAGAUUCUGUACAAACAAGUAAAGGAUGCCUCACCCUCACAGGCUCAGGCUAUUGCCAAACUACUCCUGCGCAUGCGCAACAGCUGAAAAAUGAGCUUGUAGUAACUAAUAGCUAACCGCUGAGAUUAUAUUUUCUUAUGUGCAUAAAUCUUUUACGGAUUUAUUGCCUGGUUCCAGCUUGCGUUUUUGCUUUUUCAACUUUCACGAGGAACUGACAAUUUUUGUAUUACAUUUCUGUGCAAUUACAAGUAUAUUAUAAUUAAAUUUUGACCUGUAAUUUCGUGAUGUUUUUACAGAGAUAAUAAAAAGCGUA